Cyprinodon tularosa is the source of this 6166-nucleotide messenger RNA. It is a transcript of the gene ankrd44, whose product is annotated as ankyrin repeat domain 44. The transcript is spliced from 28 exons. The record is from RefSeq and is a predicted model, not a curated record. Gene Ontology annotation, molecular function: protein binding. Lineage: Eukaryota; Metazoa; Chordata; Actinopteri; Cyprinodontiformes; Cyprinodontidae. The coding region runs from base 443 to 3661 and encodes 1072 amino acids. Gene Ontology annotation, cellular component: cytoplasm.
AGCUUCGCCUCCUCUCCGCAUCUGAGCGCGGAGCGGAGCAGCAGCAGGACUUCCUGUCGAUCUGCUUCAGCUGACUGCAGCCUGGCUUCCUCUCCCGGAGCUUCUGGUUCUGCACACCGGGGAGGAGGAAGGCUUAGCGGCGGGGGGGGACUUUUAGCCGGAGCGCCGGAAGCGGCAGCCAUAGAUGCGGAUUAUUUACACCGGAGGGUCAGCCCGUUUCCUCUGCCUCUGCCGAGCCGCAGAUCUCCUCCGCGGAGCGGGGCUGAUGGCCGUGGAGCUCCCGCCGGCCUGCAUCCUCACUGUCAGCCGUUAGACGAUCACCGACUAAAAGCUUGGCCUCUCCGGCUCCCGUAGUCCCGCAGGAAGGACCGAGGCGCAGCAGCAUCGCUCCGUGCGUGGUGCUGCGGGGCUGAGUGGAUGCGCAGACGGAGCGGACCCAGACAUGGCUGUCCUCAAACUGGCCGAGCAGCCUCCUCUCAUCCAGGCGAUCUUCAGCAGAGACCCUGAAGAGAUCCGAAUGCUCAUUUACAAAUCCGAGGACAUCAAUGCGUUGGAUUCUGAGAAACGCACCCCGCUGCAUGCAGCGGCAUUCCUGGGCGAUGCUGAGAUCAUCGAACUCCUCAUCCUCUCUGGGGCCAGAGUCAACGCCAAAGACAACAUGUGGCUGACCCCUCUGCACCGCGCCGUGGCUUCCCGCAGCGAGGACGCCGUGCGGGUUCUGAUCCGCCACUCUGCGGACGUCAACGCGCGGGACAAGAACUGGCAGACGCCGCUGCACGUCGCCGCCGCCAACAACGCCCUACGAUGCGCCGAGGUCAUCAUUCCUCUGCUGAGCAGCGUGAACGUGUCGGACCGCGGCGGGCGAACCGCGCUGCACCACGCUGCCCUGAACGGCCACACUGAGAUGGUGAACCUUCUGCUCGAUAAAGGAGCCAACAUCAACGCCUUCGACAAGAAGGACGGCCGCGCGCUGCACUGGGCGGCUUUCAUGGGUCAUUUGGAGGUAGUGUGCCAGCUGCAGGGUAAGGGAGCGGAGGUCAGCUGCAAGGAUAAACGAGGAUACACGCCUCUCCACACCGCCGCCUCCAGCGGACAGCUGGCCGUGGUCAAACACCUCCUCACCCUGCCUGUAGAGAUAGAUGAGGCCAACGCGUUCGGGAACACGGCGCUGCACGUGGCCUGCUUCAACGGCCAGGACGCCGUCGUCAACGAGCUCAUCGAUCACGGCGCCAACGUCAGCCAACCCAACAACAAAGGUUUCACGCCUCUGCACUUCGCUGCGGCCUCCACCCACGGAGCGCUCUGUCUGGAGUCCCUGGUCAUCAACGGGGCCGACGUUAACGUUCAGAGUCGAGACGGAAAGAGUCCUCUUCACAUGACGGCCGUCCACGGGCGUUUCACCCGCUCCCAGACCCUCAUCCAGAACGGAGGAGAGAUCGACAGCGUGGAUAAGGACGGCAACACCCCGCUUCACGUCGCCGCCCGCUACGGUCACGAGCUCCUCAUCAACACCCUCAUCACAAGCGGAGCCGACUGCACACGUCGAGGAGUCCAUGGGAUGUUUCCUUUACACAUGGCGGCCUUGAACGCUCACUCUGACUGCUGCAGGAAGCUGCUGUCCUCAGGCCGGAGGUUUAGCUUUAUGUGUAACGACUCGGUCCUGUCCGCAGGCUUCCAGAUCGACACCCCGGACCGGCUUGGGAGAACAUGCCUUCAUGCAGCUGCUGCAGGAGGAAAUGUGGACUGUGUCAAACUGCUGCUGAGCAGCGGUGGAGAACACAACCGGAGAGACAAAUGUGGCAGGACUCCCCUUCAUUACGCCGCCGCCAGCCGCCACUUCCAGUGUCUGGAGACGCUGGUGGCGUGCGGCAUUGACAUCAAUGCCACGGAUCAGUGGGGGCGCUCCGCUCUGCAUUACGCCGCCGCCUCAGACCUGGACAGGAGGCGCCGCGUGGCUCUGGAGCCGGAGAGCGAGGGCGUCCAGGCAGAGAGGGAGAAGGAGGCAGCUCUAUGUUUGGAGUUCCUGCUCAAGAGCGGAGCCACGGCGUCGCUGAAGGACAAACAGGGCUACAGUCCGGUCCAUUACGCCGCCGCCUUCGGACACAGGCACUGUCUGGAGCUGCUGCUGAACAGAGAUGACGACCAUCCAGAGGAUCCCGGAUCUCCUCACGCCAGGAGCCCGCUGCACCUCGCCGCGUACCACGGCCACGCCCAGGCUCUGGAGGUGCUGCUGCAGGGGGACGCAGACGUGGAUCAGGCAGAUGAGGCGGGGAGGACCCCUCUGGCCCUGGCCGCCCUGCGGGGCCACACCGACUGCGUUCACACGCUCCUCAGCCAGGGGGCGUCGCCGCACGCCACCGAUCGGCAGUACGGCCGCUCACCUGUGCACCUGGCAGUGAUGAACGGUCAUACCACGUGUGUGCGCCUCCUGCUGGAUGAGUCGGACGGAGCGGAGCUCAUCGACGCUGCGGACUCCCAGGGACAGACUCCUCUGAUGCUGGCGGCGGCUGGCGGUCAUGUGGACGCCGUGUCGCUGCUGCUGGAGAGGGAAGCCAACGUGAACCAGGCGGACAGCCACGGCCUCACGGCGCUGCACCUCGGGCUGCUGUGUGGUCAGGAGGAGUGCAUCCAGUGCCUGCUGGAGCAGGAGGCGUCCGUGCUGCUGGGAGACGCUCGGGGACGCACGGCCAUCCACCUGGCCGCCGCUCGGGGACACGCCUCCUGGCUGAGCGAGCUCCUGAGCAUCGCCUGCUCAGAGUCGCCGUCUCUGCCGCCACUGAUGGACGUCAGCGGGUACACACCUCUGCACUGGGCCUGCUACUACGGCCAUGAAGGGUGUGUGGAGGUCCUGCUGGAGCAGAAAGGCUGCCGCUGCAUCGAUGGGAACCCUUUCACUCCUCUGCAUUGUGCAGCGUUGAACGACCAUGAAGCGUGUGCGUCGCUGCUUCUGGAGGCCAUGGGAUCAGACAUAGCCGGCUGCAGCGAUGCGAAGGGCAGGACUCCUCUCCACGCUGCAGCGUUCAACGGACACGUAGACUGCAUCCAGCUGCUUCUCUCCCAUGAUGCACCUGUAGACACUGUGGACCAGUCGGGCCGUUCGGCGCUGAUGAUGGCGGCAGAGAAAGGCCGGGCCGAAGCUCUCGAUGUGCUGCUGACCGGCGCCAAUGCAGACCUCAGCCUUACGGACAAAGAAGGAAACACGGCGCUGCACCUGGCCUGCAGUAACGGGAAAGAAGACUGUGUGUUGCUGAUCAUAGAGAAGCUGUCCGACGCGACGCUCAUCAAUGCCACAAACGCCGCCCUGCAAACGCCGCUGCACCUGGCGGCGCGUAGCGGCCUGAAGAAGGCGGUCCAGGAGCUGCUGUCCAGAGGAGCCAACGUUCAGACGGUGGAUGAGAACGGUCUGACCCCUGCUCUGGCUUGUGCUCCUAGCAGAGAGGUGGCUGACUGUCUGGCUCUCAUUCUGGCUACCAUGAUGCCUUUCUGCUCCCCUUGCAGCUCCGGAGCUCCCUCCCCAGGCUCCCUGCUGAGGCAGCUGCCUCGCCGGGGGGGUAAAGGCGGGAACGCCGGCCCGCGGGGACCACGCAGCCCCAGGAACCCCUCGGGACCUUCCAGCGAGGGAACUACUGAGAACGACUCAGAAGACUCUGAAACCUUUUGACGGAUCUCUGAUCGGACUCCCGCUUCUUACCUCAGACUUUUUUUUUUGUUUUUUUGGAGAGGGAUGUUUCUGAUUUUAAUGAUGGAGCUCCAAGGGUUUCAGCAACAAACAAUGAAGCAAAUUUUACUAUUAUAUAUUAUUACAAAAAAAUCUAAAAUGAUCUCAGAAUUUAAUUCCUAAUUUAUUCUCUUAUUAAUUUAUAAGAUGUCUCUCUGCUUUUCUACUCAAUCAUACUCGUCUGAAUUUCUUACAAACUAAACUUUUCUGUGGAACGUUGUGGUCGUUUCAUCCUGCAGACUUUGAAGGCGUCACAGAAGUUAAAUAUAAAAAACAAAAAUUAUAUUUUUUUAGAUUUUGUAAAAUCUAAAACUGAGAACAAAUUUCUGGGUUAUAAAUGUAACUACAGUAGCAGCCAUUCAAUUCAGUGAAAGGGUGGAGUCAGAGUGAAAACAUGCCCAGGAGGAAGCCAGUGGCUGGGAGUUGGAGGGGAUUUGUCUGGGAGCUGCAGGGAAGUGGGCCGCCAUUGGACUGGUGUUUGACUGGGAACGGCCAUUUUGAAUGGCUGCUACUGUAAGCAGGAAUCAGUAAAUCCACCUGGAGUUCGGCUGGUUUCCAUUUAUCAUCACGGCUAAAGCUAACCGGUUACUGGUGUGUUUCCACUGGAGGAGCUGAACACUUCUGUUCUAGUUCCAGUCCGCACUCCUCCAUCUUCCCGUUUUACAGCUAGAUCAAUAUGGAGGUUUGUUUAUAUUUCAUUUUCUUUAUUAAUCCAAACUCGGUCGUUUUCCAAUAAAUGUAAUACAACCAGUCAGAGGUAGGCCUCGAACUCCACCAUCUGUUGGAGGUCAUGGGAGGUAGGGGCCAGUAUUGGCAUGGGUGUAGCGAUAUGAUAAAAUCACCGCUAACGUAUAGUAGAACAUAUUCGUUUUGGGUAUAAAUAAUGAUCCAUUGAUCAUUCCCUGCUGACCGGACUUUUCCUUUAAAGUUAGUUCUUGCUUCACGUCUCCAUAGAAGCUGAGAAGACUUAAAUGAUUUUUAAAGAUGAAUGAUUCCCACAGAAUCCUCAGGUAUCGUUUUGUUGCUGGAAAUCAUCUCAGUUAUUUAAUCUGUUCCAGUUUUACCUUUCCAUGGGGACCUUCCCUGACUUUGAAACUGUUCUGUAUUAAUCCAUUAAUUGUUGUUUUACCUCUUAGAUUUAUUACAUUUUAAAAGCAGGAGGAACGUCUGCGGCUGAAGUUUACAUGGACAGUCGGAUUUCAGGCCUAACAGUGGAAACACAAACAACUAACAGACACACAGGGAUCUUUGCUUUGGGAGCAAAUAGUUAAAACGCCUUUUUAUGUGAGCGUGCUGCUCUGAGAGCAAUGAAAUUACUAAUUGAUGCUAAACGUCUAGAAAUGAUAAAAAACAAAACAAUACCAGACAGUAUCAUUAGUGCGUUUGAUCGUUAGGUUGUUUAUUUUUUAUUAGUGUUGGUGAAGAAAACAUUAAACCCUUGGGGCUCCACAUGUUCGCUUUGCGCCUGCAGGCUGUUGACCUUCUCUGUCUCAAAGAUGGAAGUCCAGCAGCUCCUCCUCAUUCUUCCCAGGGCCGACGGCUGCAGCUGACCAAACUGGUGCACAAACGAUAUCCGGACUGGUUCCAGCUCCGGUCCGAUGGACUCCCCGGUUCAGUCCUGAAGCUCCUGGGUGCUUAAAUCCAAACUAAACCUCAGUACUCAACAUCCGCGCAGCAAAGCCAUGCCGCUCUCAGACAUUUUCUGUUAAAAAGCCAUUUUAACUGUUUGUACGCAAAGAUUAUUAGAAAUUCAACUGUAAUUUUAUGCUUUGUUUUUUUAAGAUUGUACCAAAUAUUUGACUUCCAUUCAGAAGAAAAUAACAUGUACUGAAGGGUUACGUGAACAGGUACUUUAUGAAAUGUUUUACCAGCUAAAGCACAAGUUUGGAGUUGGUUGUUUAUUUUGAUGAAAUGUUUUCAGAAUGUGAAUAGCACAGCCUGAGUGAGACGUUUAGAUGUUCACCAGGAGAGAGAAUCUAGCAUGACGGGUACAUCUAUGUUCCAUCGACAGGAAAAGGUCCGACACGUCGUCGGAUGUGUUAGCAUCCCACGCUUAAAAUAACGCGUUGCCGACUCUCACUCUUUCGUAGUGAGACUCAAGCUUUUGCACCAUUGCUCACACUGCACAGACAAAUCUCACUGAAAUUACGCAAAAAACGUGCCUCCUUUAAAACAAACACCUCCCCGUACUCUGCUGUUUUAAAAUUAAAACGAAAUUGAGCUAAUUUUAGUCAGGUACAUGCUAGCUUCUGUGUUUGCAUUAAACGGACGCCAAUGUUUCGACAAAAUUCUUUCUUUAGCAAGAAAGUUCUUCGCUACGUGAAAUAAAACAAGCUAAUGUUAGCUGUCUUUUACGGAAGAGGAUUAGAGCCACUGGGAAAAAAAAACAGUUAACUGAUUUUUUUAUUUUAUUUCAGUUUAGUAUGGGAUUGUUAGUAUUGUCAGAAU